CUAGGGUUUGCUCUGGAUCUAGGGUUUUAAUACGCGCGACGAGUCCCAUUCGAUCUGCAAAUAGCCGCGGCGGAGAAGAGAGGAGCUAGAGCGAAACCUCAUCGGCGGCGAGAGGCGGCGAUUACAAUGGCGAGGAUCAAGGUGCACGAGCUUCGUGGGAAGUCGAAGGCGGAUCUGUUGAGCCAGCUGAAAGAUCUCAAGGCGGAGCUUGCCCUGCUUCGUGUCGCCAAAGUGACCGGCGGCGCCCCCAACAAGCUCUCUAAGAUUAAGGUGGUGAGGCUUUCGAUUGCGCAGGUGUUGACGGUGAUCUCGCAGAAGCAGAAGGCUGCUCUGAGAGAAGCUUACAAGAAAAAGAAGCUUUUGCCGCUUGAUCUCCGCCCCAAGAAGACCCGCGCCAUCAGACGUCGCCUCACUAAGCAUCAGGAAUCAUUGAAGACAGAACGUGAGAAGAAAAGAGAGAUGUACUUUCCCAUGAGGAAGUAUGCCAUCAAGGCAUGAUUGAGAAUAUGCUCUUGACCUUCCUUCAUCUUUAUAACUUGGAUCCUGAUUGGAUAUUAGUUAUAUUGUUUAGUUUUGGUUUUAUGAGCAUUAUCAUAUGAGUUUUUUUACCCCUGAAGAACUGUAGACAUAUCCUUUGCCUCUUUUAUUACAGAACUUCGCCCAUUGAUGUUACUUUACAUGUCCGAGAUGUUUAAUUUUUGGUGUUAUUUUCAAUUUUCCUAUGUUUUAUGUUGUA
This is a messenger RNA of Dioscorea cayenensis subsp. rotundata (Guinea yam), 736 nucleotides long. Its product is annotated as 60S ribosomal protein L35. The transcript is spliced from 4 exons. Gene Ontology annotation, molecular function: structural constituent of ribosome; mRNA binding. The record is from RefSeq and is a predicted model, not a curated record. Gene Ontology annotation, cellular component: ribosome; cytosolic large ribosomal subunit. Lineage: Eukaryota; Viridiplantae; Streptophyta; Magnoliopsida; Dioscoreales; Dioscoreaceae. Gene Ontology annotation, biological process: translation; maturation of LSU-rRNA from tricistronic rRNA transcript (SSU-rRNA, 5.8S rRNA, LSU-rRNA). Bases 127 to 498 code for a protein of 123 amino acids.